This is a messenger RNA of Camponotus floridanus (Florida carpenter ant), 2006 nucleotides long. RefSeq names its product dentin sialophosphoprotein. The record is from RefSeq and is a predicted model, not a curated record. Bases 93 to 2006 code for a protein of 637 amino acids. The transcript has 2 exons. NCBI's taxonomy places the organism in Eukaryota, Metazoa, Arthropoda, Insecta, Hymenoptera, Formicidae.
CAUUGUUUCAGUUGUUGUCUGUUUACGACUAAGUACGUGUCGCUGAGAAAUCGUUAUCCCGAAAUUUGUUUUGAUGAAUCUAUUUUGUCAUAAUGUCUAAAAUCAGAGAAUAUAUUAUGUAUUAUCUUGAAUUAAAGAAGAAGCUUGAUAUAGCAGCGGCACGUGUUGUAAAUGAAAAAAGAAAUUUAGAAAACACCGCAACGGAUUAUGGACUUCCACAAAAAUUUCUUAAACAAAAGGUCGACAUCUUGAGAAGAUUAAACAACUAUUUUGAGGAAACUCUUUUAUACGACAAUGCAAUAAGAAGUGUUAUGUAUAAUUACAAAACUCUGUUAGAAGCAGCAACGUAUUACAAUCUUAACCCCGAAGAUAUUAAAAAAGAAAUUAAUCAAUACAACAUAUUACUAAAAAAUAAUAAAACCAAAGGACCGUACGAAUAUGACAAACCCUUAGACAAAGAGAGAAUUUUUACAUUUAAAGAGGAGCUCUCGUUAAUGGAUGAUUUGCGUCAAUGGAAAUACAAAAAUCAAUCAUUGUGUACUUGCCUCAUUUGUGCGAUGGUACAACUAGUAAGUCUAGCUUACCAGUCUGCUCGAGAGAAAAAUAAAAAAUAUCUUCCAGAGUGGGAUAUGUAUCAGCAGGCGGAUCGGGAUUGGCUGGUAAUUUUCGAAAUGACGCACAGCAGUAGACUUUCACAAUUAUAUCAAUACGACACCGUACAAGAAUUAUACGAAACAUGUAUGAAUAAACAAUUAGACGAAACAUAUAAGAAUAAACAACCUUCGUCAUUAGUAUUAUCGGAUGAGAAAAAUAUAUUCAAGGCACUAAGUAGUACCCACUCAAUAUCGAAUCCAUCCUCGCGUAAGAGAAAACAUAAUAUUCCUAAGAAAAUUAAUCAACUCAAUCUUGAUGAAACGACCACACAAACGUCUCGGACAGCAACAUCUACCAUUUCACAAAAUGACACUUUAACAGAUCGUGACAAAAUAGCAAGUGGUAAUAUUUUGCAAAAAGAAAAUUCCGAUUCAUCGCAAGCUUAUAAUCAGAACACCAGCGAAUUAAGAAACUUAAAUGCUCUUAUGGAACAGAAAUCAGAAGUAAUGUCUGAAAAUCAGACAGCAUCUGCCAGUUUUGCAACUAAUCAAUUUCAGAAUGGCUUGUCUUCAAAUCAAUUUCAAUUACUUGAUUCCACAAAUAAAUAUCAAGACAUUUUAACAGAUCGUGACAAAAUAGCAAGUGAUAAUAUUUUGCAAAAAGAAAAUUCCGAUUCAUCGCAAGCUUAUAAUCAGAACACCAGCGAAUUAAGAAACUUAAAUGCUCUUAUGGAACAGAAAUCAGAAGUAAUGUCUGAAAACCAGACAGCAUCUGCCAGUUUUGCAACUAAUCAAUUUCAGAAUGGCUUGUCUUCAAAUCAAUUUCAAUUACUUGAUUCCACAAAUAAAUAUCAGGAUACUUUAACAGAUCAUGACAAAAUAGCAAGUGGUAAUAUUUUGCAAAAAGAUGAUUCCGAUUCAUCGCAAGCUUAUAAUCAGAACACCAGCGAAUUAAGAAACUUAAAUGCUCUUAUGGAACAGAAAUCAGAUGUAAUGUCUGAAAACCAGAUAGCAUCUGCCAGUUUUGCAACUAAUCAAUUUCAGAAUGGCUUGUCUUCAAAUCAAUUUCAAUUACCUGAUUCCACAAAUAAAUAUCAGGAUACUUUAACAGAUCAUGACAAAAUAGCAAGUGGUAAUAUUUUGCAAAAAGAUAAUUUCGAUUCAUCGCAAGCUUAUAAUCAGAACACCAACGAAUUAGAAAACUUAAAUGCUCAUAUAAAACAGAAGUUAAAAAUAAUGUUUACAGAACAGACAUUUGCCAGUCUUGCAACUAAUGAAUUUCAGAAUGACUUGGCUUCAAAGCAAAAUCUCAAUUACUUGAUUCCACAAGUAAAUAUCGAGAAAUCAAUUAAUGACAUUUCGAAAAAAAAAAUUCAAUCUAUCGCAAACAUGCAAUUAUCAAAAGAAGAGUAA